Molecule: messenger RNA, 4110 nt
Organism: Cataglyphis hispanica
Lineage: Eukaryota; Metazoa; Arthropoda; Insecta; Hymenoptera; Formicidae
Product: forkhead box protein L2-like
Exons: 8
Coding region: 929-2488 (519 amino acids)
Biological process (GO): regulation of transcription by RNA polymerase II; anatomical structure morphogenesis; cell differentiation
Molecular function (GO): DNA-binding transcription factor activity, RNA polymerase II-specific; RNA polymerase II cis-regulatory region sequence-specific DNA binding
Source: RefSeq, a predicted model, not a curated record
GUGCGAAUGAAUGAUAAACGCGCUUCAUUAGCUCGCAUAAUCGCGGCUCGUGUCUAAAAAUUUCCAAGAUAUUUGUAGGCAUCUUAGAGAACCGGCUAUUAAAAAAGGGGGGAAACGACCGUAAAAAUCGUAAACAUCGAGGUUUGGGCCGAUCGAGCGCAGGAUUUACGGGCAGACGGAGAAGAGUUUUCCUCGUCUCUCGUCCGUCGUUCGCCGGCGGAAGUCGUCCCGAUGAGUCCCCGGGGAGCCCCUUUCCUUGCCACAUCGUCUGUAAGGGCGUUAAGUGCUCAGCUGUUGCGCGCUCAUCAUCCUCGUCGAAAUCAAGCAGAGUCGACGGUGUUAUAGAGACGUUUCUUCUAAAUGAGAAUACAUAAUGCGCCGACGGACGCGACCGAGCAUCCUGUGUCACUAGAACACAUUAGAACUCGGAUAUCGAUAUCGAGCAUAGUUUAAAGUUGUCUCGUCUUCGUUUUGUCUCCCGGUGUCGGGAAACAUCGGCUUCUUCUUGUCUACGUUGUACCGAUUUCGAUUCAAGACAUCUCGAAAUUUUCAUGUCCAACGAUUGUCAAGAACGAUUCUUCCCGAAGAUGCAAGAUCACAAUAUCAUUCUUGCGAUAUAUUUUAUCAUUACAUUGUAGACUCCUUUUGACUUGUACGAUAUUGUGUGAAAUUAUGCCGGUGUGAAGCGAGUGUUUUUGUCUAUUUUAAAUAGUUUCAAGAGAGCAUGAAACACGGAAACGAUCGCUCGAAAUGUCAGUGAAAUAAAAUUUCGAACAGUAAGAAUCUGGCGAUAUCUCGGAAGGAUUAUUGAAUCUGAUUCGUGUCGAAGCCGUCGGCAAUUGUGGCAAUUGUGGAGACUUUACCUGGUGAUUGGGUAGAGUUGCAGCAGCAGCAUCGUGUAAAUGCAGCGGCGACGGCCAACAUCUUUAUGAAUUACACGUCCGUGGACAGGUCCAGGAUGGUUUCGCACAUCAUUCCUGUUUCUGGGGAGCUGCAGCAGGGGGGGAAUGGCAAUCUGGGCACCACAGGACUUAGUGGCAUGCAGGAUUCUCCUCAUUCUUUAAAGAUCAAGCAGGAGCCGUUUCAACUAUCGCCACCGUCACCCUUACCACAUCUUCAUCAAGUGAGCGGUUUCGAGCUGCAGAGCAACUGCAUCGGCAUCACCCCAAAGGAUUUGGACACCACCACAAUGACCGGCAGCCUCGGUCGUGGUCUAACGUCGCAUCACGUCUCCCCUCUAAGCCAUCACCAUCAUCAUCAUCAUCAUUCCCAUCCUAGCUUGCACAGCCCCAACUCCGUGGUUUCUAUCCACUCCGCGACGACCGGCACCGCCGGUUCAUCGCACCAUCAUUUAGAUGACAAGGGCUCGUCGCCCAUAGGCGCCCUUCACAGCACCACCAAUAGCAAUCCUUCCACGCCAUCCGCACCCUCCACGCCCACUACGGCUACCACGGAUAGUGGCGCGACCGUCACCGCAUCCAGCGCGAGCAACCCCAACGAUGGCUCCUCCAGCGCCGCCGUCAACAGCAAACCACCCUUUAGUUACGUCGCCUUGAUUGCCAUGGCGAUUCAACACAGUCCACAAAAGAGAGCGACUCUUAGCGAAAUCUACGCUUACAUCACCGCAAAAUUUCCGUAUUUUGAGAAGAACAAAAAGGGAUGGCAGAAUUCCAUCAGACACAAUCUGUCAUUGAAUGAAUGCUUUGUCAAGGUACCCCGAGAGGGGGGCGGCGAAAGAAAAGGCAACUUUUGGACCCUCGAUCCGCAGUACGAAGAUAUGUUCGAGAACGGCAAUUACCGAAGACGGAGACGAAUGAAGCGUCCCUAUCGAAAUGCUCCUCCUCCGUAUCAUAAACAAUUCUUCGGCGAUCCAUUCUCAACAACUCAUGUACAUUUGGGACCUAGAAAUAUUUUUGGUCAUUCACCCCCUUCAUACGCUCCUCCUCCUUACACGCGAUAUGAUACGAGUCCAUGGAGUCUUCAACAAUCGCAGCUUUCAUACAACCAUUGUCAAUCGUUGCAAUCGCAAUUGCAGCCAAUGCAGUCGAUGCAGAUCCCGGCUAUGAAUGGCUACAGUCAACUGGGUACUUCGUUAAGUGAGUCAUUAUUCUCGCAUUUUGUGCCUUCUUUUGUCGAGCGGGGUAACGCCGAUCGACCAGACAAAGCGUUUCAAGGCAAUUACCUGGAUGUUCCAGGUGGAACGACCGGAUCUCCCGGUUCCAUGGGCAGCAGCUCUUUCGGAAACAGUUUCGCCGCGUGCAGCAGGAGGCACGAGUCCGCGAUGACCACGGAUACAAUGGCCGGAAGAUGCUAUUGGCCCGAUAUGGUAAACGUAAAGGAGGAACCCGGAACUAACGUCGUGUCGACUAGCAGUGUCGGCAGUGUUGGCGUCCCGUCCAGCAUGAUGAGCUCCGCCGUGUCGUCAGGCGUUUCCACGACAGGAUUCGCACCUAUGGAGUUUCAAACGCGUUCCAAGUGCUUUAUGUGAACUCGCGAACUCGAAGAACCGUCGAUUAAAUCGAUCAAAUUGCAGUGAUGAUUCGAGGAUCGAAGGACGAUGAUUUUGCGCAAUUUGCAAUGAGACGGUGGAUUUGCCGAACGGUGAGCGAUAUACUUGAAUAAAUCUGGUUAAUGCAAAUAAUAUGUAUAUCCGCAGAUUAAAUUUAACAAAUAUUAUCGAAUAAUAUCCGAUAAUUAUUUAAUAAUAUUAUCGAAUAAUAUUAUUUAAUAAUAUUAUUUGCGAAGAAUCUAACCGCACGAACAAAUAGGCAAUAAACAUUGUAAAACUCGUGUAAAAUCGUUGUUGUGUUAAUUCGAUGUUAAACGAACUCGUCAUGUCGCGUCUCUUACUGCGUAAGCGUGUUCGCUGUUGAUACGUAAGCAAUACGCAAUGUACGCGAAUAUAAUCGCGCUUAUCUUAUGAAAUGAUACGAUGCGGUAUCCUGUAACGACUGAAUCCUUUCACGAGAAUGAUAUAACCAUCGUGGAGAAUGAUACAACCAUUGCAUCUGUUAUCUGGUUCUGAGUGUCGGAGAUACAUCGUGCGACGCAAACAAAACGAUUGCGAAACGAUUCCUUAACUUUGUCUCGUUUUUUGACGGUAAUACACUUGAAAAUACCUCAAUCCUAGUACAUCGUUUUAGGAUUGCUUCCACAGUAUUUAAUAUCUUGAUGAAAAAUUUUGGAUGAGGGGCUAACGAGAAAAUUUGCGAGAAUGAGAUAUCAUUUCGAUCGGGAUAGAAUGGAAGAACGCGUAGUACUAUGAAUUUAUCGGAAGGCCUUCUUUUCCGAAUCAAUGUAAAAUUAUUAAUAUUUAAAUUUUAAUUAUAUUAUUUUUAAUUUUAUUGCAUCUUACUUUAUUUUAUAAGUUAUUCUAUUUUAUAUUACUUUAUCUUAGUUUUUUUAGUUUAUUUUUUUUUCUCUUAUUGUUGUCUCUUAAUGAAUUGUUUCUUAAUGAAUUCUCCCUAAAUUCUACUAAACGAAAAGAUAAAUAAAGAAGUGGUUAAUAAAAUUAUUAAUAAUGUAAAUAUAUUCGUAGAAUAAUGUGCAUGAAAUUUUCAUUUAUUUUCAUGCGAUUUUUUGCGUUCUGUAUAUAUGAUCAAAUGAUAUCUCUUCUAUAAAAGCGAUAGCUUUUAAUUAAUUAAAACCUAUUAUAAAAAAGAGCGACACAAAGUGCAGAGAAAACCAUCUUGUUGUCGAGAGUUUCCUCUUACAUACAUAGAAUUUAAUAAAGCUAUACAUGUUUAAUCGUACAAAUAUGUUUUAUGUCAACUAUAGAAAUUAGAAUGAAAUUGUUUUUUGACAAUCGCAAUGUAAAUAUAUGAUUAGUGUAGAUGUGUUAAUAACUUUAAAAAAUCAUCUUGCGGAUUAAUCUUAUAUGUAUAGAUCAACUAAAGUUAUAAUUUUUAUUAAAUGUAAUAUCUCUCGUUCGAAUUUAUUAUAUAUUGAAAUGUAUAUGUGCAUAUUAUGGCAACUGUAUGCAGUUCGACAAAAAUUAACAUAUAAAAAAGUGUAACAGUGAUUAUAUAAGAGAUAAUAAGAGAAUAAAUCUUAAUUAUUUAUCAUCAACAAAAAAAAGCACAAUUUGUUUUAGAAAAUCAGUUUAUUUAC